GAACUGCGAUGUCUAUACCGAUGCCUGCUCGUUCCUCUCUAUCCAAUCUUGUUCCGGGGGGCCAUGACCACUGCUGCUCGCCGUCGAAUGUCGGCCCCUUCGCCCCGCAAAGGCAGCAGUGCGCAACUGCCCCCUUGCCGACCGCUUUCACACUCGCUGGAAGCACUUGACCUUCCCACUGGUUCACCAACCGAGGCAUUAGCAUCGCUCCGCACUUUGAUUCUAUCCUGUCUGGCCGAUCUAGAGGAGCGGUUGUUGGAAGCUGAGCGGGCUGGAGCUUCGACAGCGUUGGAGACAUUACACUCAAUUCGUGACGAGGUCCGCUCACACUGGCACAUUCCCGAUAUCAAGAGCAUCGUCGCCGGUUUUGACCUCUCCAAACCACUUUCCUAUGUCCCAACUCUCUCUUCGCGUCUGCGUCGCCUGCAUUCACAUCUAGCUGACGCGGAAGUCUCGUUUGCGUUUGAAUUCGCUCGAGACGGCAGCGCAUACCACCUGCCAGACCUUGCCGAUGUGUUGGACACCUUUAAGGACGAUGUAGACGCUUUUCUAGGUGUCUCUUUCCCUUCGGUAUUCACCAGAGCAUCAUCAAAGCGAGCCCCAGACGAAGAUCCAGCAAUCGCUCGAGCAUUGAAGAUCUCGGAGAACGGGAGGCGACUACUAGAUUUGGACGAUCUUCCUGUUGCAUGGCAUAACAACCCUUUUGUACUAGGUGGUUAUCGCUUUAUUCCGUGGUCAAAUUGGCCCGCCUUAAUAUUGUCCAUGUUUCGAUUACACAACGACACGCUCAAUAUUCAGACUCAUCUCAUCCCACUUGUACUCUGGAUAGCGUCCUUCGCUGGUCUAUUUGUCGUCCCAGGGCAGUACCCAUUCGUCGAUAGCGCAAUCGAAUCGCUGUCGACCGUCCUUUCGCCGUUGACUUGGGUUCUUCCGAAGUGGAUAACACGGGAUAUUUUGCGCUAUACGCCGUUCUCUGCUUUCACCGCGGCUUCAAACUCAACGGCGCCGAUUCCGUGGUCGCUCGUCAGCGCCAAUUAUCCACCCGUUUCACCAUACGAAGCUCCUGAUGGCAACGAAAUAUAUUUCUCGAUAUUUGCGCUGGGGUGUCUGUUAGGUAGUGUCAUUUGGCACACGAUGGCUGGCUGUGCCCACCAGAAGUCAAUGGAGACUUGUGCUCGGUUGGACUAUGUUGGCAUUGGCUGGUUGAGUGCUGGGUCGGUGUCGUCGGUUGUCCAUCACGGCUUCAUGUGUGCGGAAAUUGCCCUCGAUGCAACGCCGUUAGGACACAAAGUUCUUCACCCUACGGAAUCACUGCUCAAAUACAUGAUACCGACAAGCCAAGACCCAUCCUCGUUCCUGUUUGCAACCCUCUCCUCCGCGCUCCUUGGCUUAUCGUGGCUCAUCUCCGCCGUCUCUAAUGCGGUGGAUUCGUUCCUUACUUACCAUCCUUGGGGGUCAACCUGCAUGGCCCUCUGCUUCAUUUGUGGCGUCUCUGCAAACUACCUAGCGUUCAGCGACUGGUUUAACGGUCCAGAGUAUCGGGCCUAUCGCGUAUUCUUCUUCCUCGGUAUAUCUCUCUCCGGCUUUGCCCCGCUGCUUGGUGUCGCGGCACUCCAAGGCUGGAGUUCAAUGAUCAAUUUUGUCGCCCCCGUCAUACCCUCGCUCGUGUUCUACCUGAUAGGCAUGGCGAUUUACGGCUCCCGCUUCCCAGAGUGUUUUCUGGGCACUGACAAGAGCAAGCGGUGGAGAAUCACCAAGUUUUUGGUUGAUGAUCUAGGCGCCGGCUCGCAUGCGAUAUGGCACGUUGUUAUCUAUUGUGCCAUGAGGGGCCAUCGAGACGGGCUCCGUGAGAUGGCGCGAGUGGCUGCGCAAGGCGGGUGUGCGGCCAAGACUCCGAUUGGGUGGCCAUGA
Molecule: messenger RNA, 1911 nt
Organism: Mycena indigotica
Lineage: Eukaryota; Fungi; Basidiomycota; Agaricomycetes; Agaricales; Mycenaceae
Exons: 5
Coding region: 64-1911 (615 amino acids)
Cellular component (GO): membrane
Molecular function (GO): signaling receptor activity
Source: RefSeq, a predicted model, not a curated record